This is a messenger RNA of Perognathus longimembris pacificus (Pacific pocket mouse), 1241 nucleotides long. RefSeq names its product TBC1 domain family member 30-like. The record is from RefSeq and is a predicted model, not a curated record. Bases 1 to 690 code for a protein of 229 amino acids. The transcript is spliced from 2 exons. Lineage: Eukaryota; Metazoa; Chordata; Mammalia; Rodentia; Heteromyidae.
AUGGAGGUUGGAGCCGCGGCUCGGGGCCGGACGGAGCUCCCGGCGUUGCAGUCGGCCGGCCGGGCGAGGCUGGAGGACGGGGUUCCCGGAGUGUCCCUCGCUCCUCCAGCUCCACCCCCGCCGGGCUCCCGGGACUCGUGGGAGGCCGAGGAGGAGCCGGGGCCCCGCACCAGCCGCACGGCGUCUCUGGUAAGCGGGCUGCUCACCGAGCUCUACAGCUGCCCCGAGGAGGAGGAGGCGGCCGCGGCAGGCGGCGCUCGCGGCGGGCCUGGGGGCCACGGGCGGCGGCACCCCGACAGCCCGGACAGCUCCACCGAGGCCUCGGGCUCCGACGCGGUCCUGGGCGGCCGCGGGGUCGGCGACUCCCGCGCGCUGCAGGAGCUGCGGGAGCGGCCGAGCCAGGAGCUCCAGAGGAGGUACCUGCGGCAGAAAGACCUUAAUGAGCUGAAGAUGAUCCUUCAAGAGCUGAAGUAUAGAACUGGAGUCCAGUCAGCCAAGUUACUCCGGCAGCUGAAGCAGAAAGAUCGGCUUCUACACAAAGUGCAGAGGAACUGUGACAUUGUGACCGCCUGCUUGCAGGCAGUGUCGCCGAAGAGAAGUAAGUGUGGUGGAGCUGGAGACCACCAGUUUCCCACCAAAGGAAUUCAAUUCAUUUCUAGACACAGUUGUUGGCAUGUUAAUGUCAAGUAGGCAGUCGCUGGGUUUUGGAUAUUUCAGAAAGUUCUGCACAUGGAAGCUUCUACCCUCAGAACUAAGAACUAUGAACAGCUCAGACAGCUUCUUUUUAUUUUUAUUUUUUGCUUUUCAGUUAAAGUGAAUACUUUGUCUGAUGCUAAAAUUUUAUUAUUCCAGAUUUGAGAUAGUACUUUAGUGGUUGUUCAUACCUGUUGCCCAAUAAUGACUCAGAUUGUCCUGGUUCAGAAAGCAUCGAAAAGAUUCAAGUUAAAAGUCACAUCUUUGUUCCCUUGACCUCUGUGUUGUUCUAAUAAGUGAAUUAAACAAUAGACAGAAAAAAGGAAACUCUAGUGAGAGGAUCUAAUGAUGUGCUCUGCAAUCUGAAAAGGACAAAAUAUAUGAGCUAAUGGAACCUGUCUGUUGGGUAAUGAGUGUUUUUUAUGUUAUGUGAACAAUAAAUCACUAAAUUAAUAAUGUAUCUUAAAUACAAGAUGUUAAGGCUUAUGAAUUAAUUUUACAGUUCUCCAUGAAAUAGUUUUAUAUUCUAUUCUAACAUUUCCAUUUUG